AUGUCUGGCAGAGGGAAAGGAGGCAAAGGACUGGGCAAAGGCGGAGCCAAGCCGCACCGUAAAAUGCUCCGUGAUAACAUCCAGGACAUCACCAAACCGGCCAUCCGCCGUCUGGCUCGCCGUGGCGGCGUCAAGCGGAUCUCGGGUCUGAUCUACGAGGAGACCCGCGGGGUGCUGAACGUUUUCCUGGAGAACGUGAUAUGGGAUGCGGUCACGGUCACUGCCAUGGAUGUGUUGUACGCUCUGAAACGCCAGGGCCGCACUCUCUAUGGCUUCGGCGGCUGAAAAACUCUCACUUC
Messenger RNA from Mobula hypostoma (lesser devil ray), 299 nucleotides. RefSeq names its product histone H4-like. The coding region runs from base 1 to 285 and encodes 94 amino acids. The record is from RefSeq and is a predicted model, not a curated record. Gene Ontology annotation, biological process: nucleosome assembly. Gene Ontology annotation, molecular function: structural constituent of chromatin; protein heterodimerization activity; DNA binding. The transcript has a single exon. NCBI's taxonomy places the organism in Eukaryota, Metazoa, Chordata, Chondrichthyes, Myliobatiformes, Myliobatidae.